Nerophis lumbriciformis (worm pipefish) is the source of this 5073-nucleotide messenger RNA. The record is from RefSeq and is a predicted model, not a curated record. NCBI's taxonomy places the organism in Eukaryota, Metazoa, Chordata, Actinopteri, Syngnathiformes, Syngnathidae.
AUGCGAAAGAAUCAGACGAACUAUCACAACAACAACAAAAGGUCGGCCUACAACUCCGCCCACAACCCCGCCCGCAACUCCGCCUACAACCCCGCCCGCAACUCCGCCUACAACCCCUCCCGCAACUCCGCCUACAACCCCUCCCGCAACUCCGCCUACAACCCUGCCCGCAACUCCGCCUACAACCCCUCCCGCAACUCCACCUACAACCCCUCCCGCAACUCCGCCUACAACCCCGCCCGCAACUCCGCCUACAACCCCGCCCGCAACUCCGCCUACAACCCCGCCCGCAACUCCGCCUACAACCCUGCCCGCAACUCCGCCUACAACCCCGUCCGCAACUCCGCCUACAACCCCGUCCGCAACUCCGCCUACAACCCCGCCCUCAACUCCGCCUACAACCCCGCCCUCAACUCCGCCUACAACCCCGCCCGCAACUCCGCCUACAACUCCGCCUACAUCAGGGCUGGUAGCACAAUUGGUGAUAUCCUAAUUGUUGCAAAUACUCCAAUUCAAGACGCAGCCAUUGAAGCAUUCCUAGCGGGAAUGUUUAAUGACCUGAAGAACAUUUACCCUGUGGUGUUCGAGAGCCGCGCAGGCUUAACGUUUGAACCAAGCCCUGUAUUUUUUGGAGAGACUUUGACUGUGACGUGUGGCCCACCACCAAAUGAUCUAGACUUUCGUAUCACUUCAUCAGAGUGGAGACUUGAUGGUGUCGUAAUAAAUGAAGAUAAUCAACACAGCUUUUCACGAGAAAAUGGACUCGAAAGACUUACCAUCAGAAAUUACUUUUUCACUGAUGAUGGACUCUAUGAAUGUAGGCUCUUUGAUGGAGAAUCCGUUUACCAGAGUAGCUCUGUUGAACGUUUCUUAAUUCAGGAAACACCCAGAAUCAAUGUAGUUCCCCUCCAGAGCAAUCUCAUAUGUGAGGUUGGGCAGCAAGUAUCGGUCCAGUGCUCUGUCCAAGCUCCCUACCAGGUGAUGUUAAGAGGACUCCCAGGAGAAGCUGUGGUUGAUCAAACAAUCCAAGGAGAGACGACAAUAACACAGACAGACUGUGAUAACCAAGGAUUAAAUAUAACUUGUGAAGUGAAUGAUUUCCCUCGUUUCAGAAGAAAUACAACAUUUUUGCUGUUCACAGCUGGUGAUUUCACAUGCUUUGAUGAUCCUGAAUUUGGAAAUGGAUUUUUAAAUGAAGUGGGUAGAGCUUCUUGUGGACCAGAUGAGGUGGGAGAAAUAAAUGCUAUUUGCCGAGAAAGUGGAGAAUGGGAAGAUCGGGAUGACAGCUGCACCCUUCAGAUCUUUGCGGAACUACUUUUUCAAUCUCAGUUUUUGAAUGAAACCUUUUUGCCAGAGUUUCUGGAAGCACUGAGUACUGCCACUACGACACUGAGUGAGCAAGUGACUGAAUCCCCAAACAACAUUGAAGCCAUCGUUAGAAUUCUUGACAAUGUAGCAACCUUUGUAACGACAUCAGAAAUUGAGAUAACUCAGGAGUCAAUGGAGGAUGUCCUUUUAACCACAAGUGUCCUUACCCAAGAUCGUGCAAUAGAAGCAUGGGACACUCUUAACCGUGAAGCUGUCAUCGAAAUCCUGGGAGAAAGAACCUUUUCUCCUAGAAAUGAGAGUCUUAGCUCACUAUUGCUAUUUUCUCUUGAGGGUAUAACAAGUGCACUGACCAACGCUUCUUUUACCAUCGAGACACCGUUGAUUCUCUUGAACAAAACUACAUUCGCAGACAGUUUCAAUGGGGAUUUUAAUUCUACAGUGGAGAUAGAAAUACAGGAGGCUACUGGAGCAACAAACCUCACCGUAAUAACCUUUGAAUCUCUGGAUAAUGUACUUCCUCCAAGAGAUGAAAACAACGCUUCAGGCAGGGUCAUUAAUGGGAGAGUCGUACUUGUUCAGUCUGACUCCAACAUAGACAACAUUACAUUUAGCUUUGACGUCAUAAAUGAGAAUCUGACAAGACCUCAGUGUGUGUUUUGGAACUUUACCCUGUUCGAAGGUCUUGGAGGAUGGGACGAUGAAGGUUGCGAGCUGGUUGUAAGUGAGAAUGAUACGGUUACGUGUCAGUGUGACCAUUUGACCUCAUUUUCAAUACUAAUGUCACCUAAUGUAAUACAAAGCAUUGUGUUGGAUUUCAUAACAUACAUUGGGGUCGGCAUUUCCAUUUUGUCUUUAAUUAUAUGCCUAUGCAUUGAGGCUGCUAUCUGGAGAAAAGUUAUCAAGAGCAGUACAGCACACUUACGGCAUAUUUGCAUUGUUAACAUUGCAUUGUCCCUCCUCAUUGCAAACAUUUGGUUCAUUGUCGGUGCAGGUGUCUCUGCAGGAAAUAGAAGCAAUGCAAGGGCAUGCACUGCUGUUACCUUUUUCAUCCAUCUCUUUUACUUAGCCCUCUUUUUUUGGAUGUUAAAUUAUGGCUUGUUGCUGUUUUAUUACACAGCCUUUGUCUUUGGAAGCCUUUCGAAAAUAACUUUGUUGGCUGUUGGAUUCUGUGUUGGCUAUGGGGCCCCACUGAUUAUCACAACGAUUACUAUAGCCGUAACUGCACCGGUUAACGAAUAUAUUCAGGAAACUGCAGUAUGCUGGCUCAACUGGAAUAGGUCCAGAGCGCUGCUGGCAUUUGUGGUUCCGGCAUUGCUGAUUGUGUUUAUAAAUGUUAUCAUCCUAAUUGUAGUUAUAGCUAAACUACUGAGGAGUCGAGGAAGGGCAAGUACUGUGGUAGGGGAUGAGAAGAAUGUCAUUGGGGACCUUGCUCGGACAGUGACCCUUCUAACACCAUUUUUUGGAAUAACGUGGAGUCUUGGAGUGGGAACACUACUUGACCCUGACAAUCUUGGACUACAUGCUACGUUUGCCCUCUUUAAUUCUCUACAGGGUUUCUUCAUAUUGGUUUUUGGAACGCUCUUGGACAGUAAGGUCCGGUCAGAAAUUUCGAAAGUCAUACCUCAAACCUCUGUUAGUGGGACAAGAACUGCCAGUUCUGGAAACUCAAGGACAGCCUACAUCGCAGAAGUUUUGAUGGAAAGUAAUGCCACUCUACAAGUAGACCAGAUCCUGUCAGCCUUGAAUAAUGCAACCAAUCUUCGCAAAGUGACGCUUCAUGACAUUGAACUGAUGGCUGAUAAAUUCACAUGCAUUGAUGAUCCAGAAUUUGGAUAUGGAUUUUUAAAUGAUAUUGGUAGAGCCUCUUGUAGACAAAAUGAGGUGGGAGAAAAAACUGCCAUUUGCAGAGCAAGCGGAGAAUGGGAAGAUCGGGAUGACAACUGCACCCUAGAGACUAUUUUCCACCUACUUUCCAGGUUGGAAGCUGGGAUUUUGAAUGAAACAACUUUGCCUGAAAUAUUGGCUAAACUACGCAAUGAGACUGUCACACUGAGUCAGCAAGUGAUUGAAUCUCCAAACAACAUUAAUGCUACCGUUAGAAUUCUUGACAUUGUUGCAACUUUUGUGAGAACAUCUCAAAUCCUGAUAAAUCAGACUCAUAUCGAGAAUGUCCUUUAUACUACAAGUGUCCUCACCAUGGAUAAUGCAACAGCAUCAUGGGAUGCUCUUAACAGUCAAGCUGUCAUUGAAACCUUUGGACAAAGAACCCUCACUCCUAGAAAUAACAGUUUGAGCUCACUAUUGCUCUUCUCUCUUGAGAGUAUGACAAGUAGACUAAAUAAUGCCUCUUUUAACAUUGAAACACCAUUGAUUAUCUUGAACAAAACUACAUUUACGGACAGUUUCAAAGAGGAUUUUAAUUCUACAGUGGAGAUAGACAUACAGUGGUCUAAACGAGCAGCAAAUCUCACAGUGAUAACCUUUGAAUCCUUGCACAACGUACUUCCUCCAAGAGAUGAAAACAAGGCUUCAGGCAGGGUCAUCAAUGGGAGAGUUGUACUUGUUCAGUCUGACUCCAAUAUAGACAACAUCUCAUUUAGUUUUGACGUCCUAAAUGAGAAUCUGACAAGACCUCAGUGUGUGUUUUGGAACUUUGCCCUUUUCGAAGGUCUCGGAGGAUGGGACGAUAAAGGCUGUGAACUCGUAAGAGAGAAUGAAACGGUUACAUGUCAGUGUGACCAUAUGACCUCGUUUUCAAUACUAACGUCCCCUAAUUCUCCAAACAACCCUCUGUUGGAUGACAUAACAUACAUCGGGCUCGGCAUUUCCAUGUUGUCCUUAGUUAUAUGCCUCUGCAUUGAGGCGCUUAUAUGGAGAAAAGUUAGCAAGUGCAACACAUCAUACUUUCGCCAUAUUUCCAUUGUUAACAUUGCACUCAGUCUCCUGACUGCAAACAUUUGCUUCAUUAUUGGCGCAGGUAUCGCUGAAAGAAAGGAAUUCUUCAAUCUACAGGCAUGCACUGCUAUGACCUUUUUCACCCAUCUUUUAUACUUAGCGCUUUUUUUCUGGAUGUUCAAUUAUGGCUUGUUGGUGCUUUAUUACACAGUCAAUGUUUUUGAAGCUAUUUCUAAAAGCACCAUGUUGGCUAUUGGUUUCUGUCUUGGCUACGGGGCCCCACUGAUUAUCGCAAUGAUUACUAUAGUCGUAACUGCACCGGUUAACGAAUAUAUUCGGGAAACGCCAAAAUGCUGGCUUAACUGGAAUAAGUCCAGAGCAAUGCUGGCAUUUGUGAACCCGGCGUUACUCAUUGUCUUUAUAAAUAUUCUAAUUCUAAUUGUGGUGAUGGUUAAACUACUACAGAGACGAGGAAUGCCAAGUACUGUGCAAGGGGAUGAGAAAAAUGUCGUUGGGGUCCUUGCUCGGACAAUGGCCAUUCUAACACCAUUUCUUGGACUAACGUGGUGUCUUGGAGUGGGAACACUAGUUGACCCUGACAGUCGGACACUCAAAACUAUGUUUGACCUCUUUAAUUCUCUGCAGGGUUUGUUUAUAUUAAUUUUUGGAAUGCUCUUGGACAAAAAGGUUCGGGCAGAAAUUUGGAAUCUCGUGUCUCAAACCUCUGUCAGUGGAACAAAGAUUGACCUCACCUUUAACAAGAUCAAGACGCAAAUUUUUGAUUUCGGCCCCGAAGACAGAAGGAUUCGCUUGCUCCGCAACCAUAAGAAUGGAACACUCUCGAUCUGA